AUUAGGGCCAAGUGCUGAUGAACCGCGUCAUCCAUCACUCCAUUGGCCGAGGCUGCUCCAAGGGCGCUCGGACUCAGAGGCUUGCUCUCCUCGAGUCCUGCUUACCAACGGUGACUACUCAGCGCUGACUCCGCGCGCGAGAAGCGGACCUCUUUCCGACCUCCCCGUCAACGAGGAGGGUGUGAGUCGGGGGCGGAGGAACUAGUUCAAAAACAGGUGGCUUCAGUUCUCGCGAUGCAAUGGUCCCUCAUACUCAACUUCUUUGAUACACCCUAGCUCACUUGACACACAUCUGUCCACAAUGGUGGGAGGCAAAUCGUUAAGGUCCUCGUUUAGCGCGGGUGGCGCUACGGCUACGCAGCGUCGCAGGAGCUCCAGCAUCUCGCAAGUUCGAGCCGCCGCCACUGGCGACCCGGAUUUCCUCGCCGACAAAGGCGAGACUGGCUUCAAAGGCCUCAUUCAUAACCCCAAAUCCCUUGGACUAGCCCUCUUCGCCUCGCUCGGAGGUGUGUUGUACGGCUAUAACCAAGGUGUCUUCGGCCAGGUCCAGGUCAUGUCUAGCUUCAAGGCUCGCUACUGGUGGAUCCUUGGAGAUGAUGUGACCAACAAAACUUUGAAAGGCUUCGUAACUGCCAUCCUCGAACUAGGCGCUUUCGUGGGCAGUCUGAUGGCGGGUCCGUUGGCCGACAUGUUUUCGCGCAAGUCACCGAUGCUUGAUCACCGAUCUUCCGGUGCUAACGCGACGCAGUACUCGAUCUCUGGGUGGUGUAUCGUUUUCAUGCUGGGGACAGCGCUGCAAGUGGGAGCCAACUCCCAGAUUGCCUGCAUCUAUGCUGGUCGCUGGUUCGCUGGUAUGGCCGUCGGUGCCCUGUCGAUGCUGGUUCCAAUGUUCAACGCCGAGCUUGCCCCUCCCGGUAUCCGUGGCUCGCUUGUCGCACUCCAGCAACUUGCAAUUACGUUCGGUAUUAUGGUGUCAUACUGGAUCGGCUACGGCACUAACUACAUCGGCGGUACCUCGUAUGACCGCGCCACAGGUGUGGGUCAGUCUUCGGCCGCAUGGCGCAUCCCCCUCGCCCUGCAGCUCGUUCCAGCCAUCGUUCUCUGCAUCGGCGCAGUGUUCAUCCCCUUCUCGCCCCGCUGGCUCAUGCUUAAGGGUCGUGAGGAGGAAAGUCUGAUGACGCUGUCCAGGCUCCGUGAGCGGCCGCCCGAGGACCCUACUGUGCAGUACGAGUUCCGCUCCCUUCAAGCCGAGCGCCUUGUCGAGCGUGAGGCGGCGAAGGAGCGCUACGGUAUCGACACCGUCAACUUCCGCGUCGCGUGUCUCGAGUACAAGCGCCUCCUCACCACCAAGUCGCUACUGCACCGUCUUUUGAUUGGUGCCUCCGCCCAGGCGCUUCAGCAGUGGACAGGCAUCAACGCCAUCAUCUACUAUGCCCCCACAAUCUUCGCUCAGCUCGGGUUGACUGGCAACACUAUCGGGCUGCUUGCCACUGGCCUUGUUGGUAUCGUCAACUUUGUCUUCACGUUCCCUGCCGUCAUGUUCGUCGACUCGCUCGGCCGCAAGCCGAUGUUGAUCUGGGGAGAGAUCAACAUGUCAAUCUCACACGCCGUCAUCGCCGCCAUCAUUGCCUCCUUUGGCCCCGACUUCAGCAACAAGGCAGCAGGCAACGCUGCCGUAUUCAUGAUCUAUUGGUACAUUGUAAACUUUGCCGUGACUUGGGGUCCGCUCGCAUGGGUCGUGUCAGCCGAGGUCUUCCCCCUCGACAUGCGCGCCAAGGGCAUGUCGGUCUCGUCGGCCACGAACUGGCUCAACAACUUCGCGGUUGCGAUGGCCACACCAGUCAUGAUUGAGAAUAUCGGCUACAAGACAUACAUCGUGUUCAUGUGCUUCUGCCUCGUCGGUCUUCUCUACGCCAUCUUCAUCCUUCCUGAGCUCAAGGGGCUGACUCUUGAGGAAGUUGACCACAUUUUCCACGACACCUCAGGUGCCGAGGAUCUGGCCCGUCGCGAGCGCAUCGCCAAGCAGAUCGGCCUCGACAAGGUCGCGCGCGACAUUCAGCACCAGGAGACCGGCGGCACUGGUGCUGGCAGCCCUCUCGACUCUGCAGGCGAGAAGAAGUCGAGUGGCCCGUUCCGCUCGGAAGUGUAG
Cutaneotrichosporon oleaginosum is the source of this 2149-nucleotide messenger RNA. Lineage: Eukaryota; Fungi; Basidiomycota; Tremellomycetes; Trichosporonales; Trichosporonaceae. The record is from RefSeq and is a predicted model, not a curated record.